CUUUCGAUGCAGGCGCUGGAGGAGAAAAAUGGCUCCUUCUGAGACACACGGCGCGGCUGCCAUCUUUAAACUUGAAGGUGCCCUUGGGGCAGAUAACACAGAGGACAGAGACGAAAAGAGCCUGGAGAAACAGAAGCACAGCGUCACCACUGUAUUUGGAGCAAACACGCCCAUUGUUUCCUGUAAUUUUGACAGAGUCUACAUCUACCACCUGCGCUGUUACAUUUAUCAAGCCAGGAACCUCAUGGCUUUGGACAAAGACAGCUUUUCAGAUCCAUACGCUCAUGUCUCCUUCCUCCAUCGAAGCAAAACCACUGAGAUCAUCCACUCCACCCUACAUCCCACCUGGGACCAGACCAUUAUAUUUGAUGAGGUUGAAAUCUUUGGGGAGCCCCAAAUAGUUCUCCAGAACCCACCCAAAGUUAUCAUAGAACUUUUUGAUAACGACCAAGUGGGCAAAGAUGAAUUUUUAGGUCGAAGCAUUUGCUCUCCACUGGUGAAACUGACAUCACACCGAAGCUUCUCUGGCAUCCCGUUAUGA
Molecule: messenger RNA, 541 nt
Organism: Apodemus sylvaticus (European woodmouse)
Lineage: Eukaryota; Metazoa; Chordata; Mammalia; Rodentia; Muridae
Product: myoferlin-like
Exons: 5
Coding region: 29-541 (170 amino acids)
Biological process (GO): plasma membrane repair; T-tubule organization; membrane fusion
Cellular component (GO): plasma membrane
Molecular function (GO): phospholipid binding
Source: RefSeq, a predicted model, not a curated record